Hemibagrus wyckioides is the source of this 1461-nucleotide messenger RNA. It is a transcript of the gene znf706, whose product is annotated as zinc finger protein 706. Lineage: Eukaryota; Metazoa; Chordata; Actinopteri; Siluriformes; Bagridae. The transcript is spliced from 4 exons. The coding region runs from base 247 to 477 and encodes 76 amino acids. The record is from RefSeq and is a predicted model, not a curated record.
GUGUGUGUGAGUGUGUGAGUGAGUGAGUGAAGGUAGUGAACCGCCUGUGAUUUGGGACGCGCCCCGGGCAGAUCCCUGCUCUCGUGUAUGGGAAGUUUCUCAUAUUUACACAGCUGUAAACUUCAUUCUGACCGCCGAGUCUCUUUUCCGUGUCUAAGCAGCGUGGACAGCCAAUCGUCGCUGAGAAGAUCAUUCUAACUAGCCAAUCAGAGGCGAGAAGGCGGUUUUGUCCCAAUACGGAGCAGCAUGGCUCGAGGACACCAGAAGAUUCAAUCUCAGCAGAAAAACGCCAAGAAGCAGGCUGAGAUCAAGAAAUCAAAAGGUCACGACCAGAAGACGGCAGCGAAGGCAGCUCUGGUGUACACGUGUGGAGUCUGCAGGUCACAGAUGCCGGACCCGAAAACGUUCAAGCAGCAUUUCGAGAGCAAACAUCCCAAAAAUCCUCUUCCUCCGGAGUUGGUGGGUGUGGAAGCCUGAGCGUCGCUCCUCCAACCUGCACCGCGGCUUCACCUUCAGAGACUGUUAACGCUCUCAACUGUUUCCCCAACGGCAAAAAACCCACAUGCGGACGUCCGUCUGUCUGUCUGAUUGUCCAUCUGUCUGUCUGCCUGUCUGAUUGUUCAUCUGUCUGUCCGUCUGUCUGUCUGUCGUUUGUCUGUCUGAUUGUCUUUGUCUGUCUGUCUGUCCAUCCAUCUGUCUGUCUGAUUGUCUGGCUGUCCAUCUGUCAGGCUGUUCAUUUGUCUGUCUGUCUGUCUGUCCGUCUGUCUGUCUUUCUGAUUGCCUGUCUGUCUGAUUAACUCCACACUGGUUUGUGUUGAAUGUGUCUCACACACUGCUGCGCUGAGGUACAUAGGGGCUGAUGAUAAACAGGUGACGGGAUGAUGAUGAUGAUGAUGUAAUUAUAAAGUGAUGUAUUUUCCGGAUUAUAAAGCCUCCUCUUUACAUAGUGUUAGGAGGGAUAUUUAAUAUCUUUAUGUUGCAUCUGCUCGGUUCUCUGUGUUUCACUUUCAGUAAGCUGCCUGUGAUUUUACUCUUCUAAACCUGAGCAGAAUUAUCAAGAUCAUUAGCAAGAAUUAGCUAGCUCAGGGUGGUGGAUAUUACAGAACGCUAACGACGCUAGAUGUUGAUACUAAUUAGUAUGAUGAAUGUGUCUAUAAAUUAGUUUAAAAAAAAAAACAACUGGACCUUGUACUCCGGAACAUGCGCCACUCGAACCUGUGGACAAAUUUUUUAUUUCAUUUGUGGAUAAAAGUGAUGAUUGGAAUUGUUUUUGUAAUUUUUCUGAGCACACUGGACACUGGAUGUGGGCGGGGUGAUUAUCUGUAUACUCCUUUAAAUUCCUGCAGAAAUCAUCCCCUUACUCCUCACUGGAAUCCAGCUCAGUGAUCUGGACGCUUCAGUGACCAGGUUCCUGCAAAAAAAAAUGUAAUAUAACCUUCUAAUAAAGUUUAAUUUUGUUUA